Molecule: messenger RNA, 4794 nt
Organism: Pleurotus ostreatus (oyster mushroom)
Lineage: Eukaryota; Fungi; Basidiomycota; Agaricomycetes; Agaricales; Pleurotaceae
Exons: 22
Coding region: 1-4794 (1597 amino acids)
Biological process (GO): actin cytoskeleton organization
Molecular function (GO): actin binding; small GTPase binding
Source: RefSeq, a predicted model, not a curated record
AUGCCGGAUGACACUCUCCUCGUUCCUACCGUAUUGACCUCUGGAACGGUUCAUUUUGCCACUGUCGCCGCAACAAGCACAGCAAAGGAUGUGGUUGAUGCGCUGGUCUCCAAGAGUGAAGUGAAAGAAGAGGCAUUAGGUGGACUUGAGGAGAUUGGUUGGGCCCUGCAACGAGUACGCGUCGAACGUAGCGGACGGUCUUGGGAAGAAGAUGACCUUGAGGAGUUAGGUGAUGGUACCAUUGAGCCUGGUGCACUUGUCGCACCAUUGCUCCAGACAGCGUUGCCGGAUUCACCUUCGAAACGACAUUUCUCUUCAUUUCCGAUGACCUCCCACCUUCACAACCCUGUAUUACGCCUCGUCUCGCUGAAUCCAGAGCUGUCACUCACGGUCUCAUUUCUUCGAGUGCCAGAAAUUCAUGAUGGCUACGAAUACAAGAUAUAUCUUCAUCCAAACAUGACAGUGAAACAGGUCAUCGACCUAGUGAUUGAGGAACUCGGGCUCACAAAGAGUCUACCUGUGCCUGGAGGUGGCGCGCUAGAGUAUGUGCUUGAGGAGGCGUGGAUCGAUGGGCAACAAGAUCGCGGGUCGCGUCUCCCUCCGUCUGCUUCCAUGUUUACCAUAACACGCUCUGCUUUUUGCCCAAAUCCUUUCUCCUCACAAGCCUCUCGUAUCUUUCGCUUCUGUGUCCCUGACGAGUGGUAUCGCCGUUCCAAAUCACGCGCCGUCUCUUCUGCUUCCGUUGAACCGACAGAGUCGACGUUGCGGCGAUUGGCAGCCUUACAGGAGUCUGAUGAAGAGGAGAUGGAUGAAGGAGAUGGCACGGCAAAAGUCUCCGACAAUGCUACCACGCAAUCGCCAUCCACACCGAGUCACCAAGGAACAUUCUCGCAGAAUCGUCUGUCCCAUAUUUUCGACGGUUGGCUUGCGCCCACUUCACCCACCUCUUCUCCAACGCCAACCGAGAAAAGACGCACGAUUGUGAGCGAGCCAAAGCCUCUGGAUAAGCGGGCGACUAAAGACGCCAGAGCUCAAGUCAGCGACACCAGUGAAAGUGAAGAGUCUGAUGUUGACUCCGGUGAUUUCGAACAGAUGCUGGACGAUCUCAACCUCAAAGGCGAGAAGCGUGCUGCGAUGCAUUCCUUGCCUCCCAGCCGCAAACGAUACUUGUUGAAGCAGAACAGUGCUCUACGCGCCUCCAUUCCCAAACAAGCACCUGGAUCUCCCACUUCACCCUCUUACGCAGCUUCGUAUGGCCCAUCUAGUGCCAGCGCGCUGCUUCCGCGACUUGUCCCCCAGUUGACGGGUGACACUGGCCUCAUGCGACGUCUCUCAAUGGCGGGCUGGGGUGCUAGCGCACCUCCUGUCGUGACUGCCGAGUCCCCUCAGCGUACGAGCGGCGAGUUCGAUGUGGCGUUAGACCUCAAACCCAGUCGCAAGGCUCAGAUGGAAAGAGCAGCGGAAGCGCAGCCAUUGCAGCCACAAACGACAGGCAGUCUGUGGGGCUCAUGGUGGACAUCGUCCAGCACCAUGACCUCUGGUGAUGGCUUGAAGACCGCGAAAUCGUAUGUAGAAAGGUUGCAAUCACCAAAAGCAAUGGAUAAGAAGUUGGCAAGUCAUCUGAUUUCGUUAAGAGUGCACUUGUCUACGGCCAAGGUAGCUUGGAUCGAAGAGUUCAUCACUGCGGAGAAAGGAUUGAUAGCUUUGGGCGGGUUGUUAACGACACUCGUUGGCAAGGGCGGAAAGAGGAGACUCUUGAAUGAGGCGGAAAACACAGUUUUAGCGGAGGUGAUUAAAUGUUUCAGAGCAUUGCUAAAUACCGAGCUUGGGUUUAAUGAAGUUCUGGCUUCGCCCACAAUGAUCACCCACAUAACCUACUCACUAAACAUCCCAUCUCUUAAAAUCCGAACUCUCGCCUGCGAGCUUCUUGCUGCCAUAUGUGUCGUCUCGCUCGUCGAUGGCCACCGCGCAGUUCUGGCAGCUUUGUCUGACUAUCGCGUCGCAUUUGACGAACAAUUUCGAUUUGAUACCCUUAUUGAAUCGCUGCGGCUACCAGACAUCCAUAACGACAGUGACGGGGAGGAAAUUGUUGGAUUCGGCAACGAGGAAGAAGGGAUCUGGGAAGCCAGGACUGCGACGUUGGCAUUGCUGAAUGCUCUGACGACAUGCCCAGAAUCGCUGGAGGACCGUGUGCUUUUACGAGAGGAACUAAGUCGACGAGGACUCAAUGAGAUCAUUGUGACCCUAAGGUACAUAAAUCCUCCCGAUUCCCUCAAGACACAAUUGGAUGUGUACACAGAAGAGAAGUUCGAGGAUGAAGAGGAUAUGCGCCAACGAGCCAAAGCACUCAUAGAGUCUCACAGCGACAGCCGCCAUGGACGAUCACUCUCAGACUCUGACGUCGAGCUUGAAGAUCUCGUUCGUUUAGCGAAGCAACACGGAGAGUUGUACCCCAUGAUGUUGGAGAUACUCAGCUACUUCAGCCAAAUCCUCUCCAAAGACACCGCAAUGCAGCUGAAGGCGGACUUAUUUUCCAUCCUAGACAAUUUCGUUCAACAGGCAGCUUUGCUUGAUGAUUUUGACAAAGGCUGGUAUGUCUUCAUGAAGAAAUUUGCUGACUCGGUUCAGCACAUUACUGGACAAGAACUCGAAGUCAAACCCCCCUCGGAUUCAGUAUCCAUAAACGUAGUCGAAGAGGAACUUGAAGCGCUAAGGUCUCAAGUAGAGGAACUCAGCGAAGAGAGAACGAAGCUUCGCGAUGAACUCAACCAGCAGCUCGCUGAGCUUCAAACACUCAAAUCCCUUCCUUUGAAUAUUGCAGUGCCUCACGCCAAGGGAGGAAAGGGAGGCCCCGAGAACUUCCAUGGGCUAGUCCAACGUCUAGUGCAGAAGGAGAAGCAGGUGCUGAAACUCCAGGCAGACUUGGAUAGGUCGAAAGCUGAAAAUCCCUCUGAAGGACGAGAUGCUGAUGAGAAGGCUAAGAGAGAGCGUGAUCGAGCAAAGUGGAAUGCUUUGAUGGACGAGAUCGCUAAACUCAAGAUCAAACUUGGGGAACUCGAAACUGCGGUGGACAUCAGGGAUAAAGAAAUAACCUAUCUCAAACGCGCUUUGGAGUCCGUUUACACAAGGUUCAUGUCUCGGGAUGAAAUGAGGGAAGCUGCAAAAGAAGCCGAAAUGGAUGCUGAACUCAUUGCCAACCGUACCAUAGAACGACUGACACAACGAGACGAAGAGAUUGCUGCUCUGCGCAAAGAGAUAAUCGAAUUGAAGGCGAAGUUAGAAGUUAGGCCGAAGACGGAGAAAGAGUUCAAGGUCAGGUCCCCGCCCCCGCCCCCACCUGCUCCUAAGCCCAAGCGGAUGGCGACCCUUCCCUCAGUGUUUACAUCAGUGGCCGUUCGGCCCUCUCGUCCGUCGAAGAAGCUGAAACCCUUCUUUUGGAACAAACUUGCCAACCCUGCUGUCGCCUCAUCCUUCUGGAAUGAAGCGUCACUUGAUACCGCGUUCAAGAUUGACGAUCUAGAGGAAACAUUCACCUUGGAUAACACACCCGCCGCAUCCUCCCUUGUGAAGAGCCCAACAACUAAGAAGAAUGUCACGACGCUCCUUGACAUCACACGAGCCAAUAACGUUGCUAUCAUGUUGGCUCGAAUCAAGGUCGGCCACAAGGAUAUUCGCAAGGCAAUUUUGGAUCUGGAUGAUAGUAAACUUGACGUCGACGAAUUGAAGGCGAUCAGCAAGCAGUUGCCCACUCAUGACGAAAUAAAUCGCAUUAGGGAUUUCGACGACGUUUCUAAGCUGGCAAAAGCUGAUCAGUACUUCAGUCAGAUCAUGACUAUCCCUCGCCUCACAGAGCGAUUGGAUUGCAUGUUGUACCGUCAUAAAUUAGACUUGGAUCUUAAUGAAGUGUGCUGUGAGCUACAGGCGCUUCGGGUAGUUGCUGGCGACCUUCGAUCUUCCUUGAAGUUUAAGAAGAUAUUGCAGGCUGUACUUUCAGUAGGGAAUGCUUUGAAUGGCUCAUCCUUUCGAGGCAACGCUCGUGGCUUCCAGCUUGAAGCGCUAACAAAGUUACAAGAGACCAAGACAGCGCGAGGGGGCAGUAGUUGUCCUACAAUGCUACAUUACCUUGCGCGUGUCCUGCUGAGGACGGAUCCCACCUUGAUACCGACUGAAGAAGACCUACGGCCACUCGAGGCUGCCACUCGAACAUCCAUGCAGACCCUCAUGCAAACAGUGAAUUCUUUGGUCUCUGGCCUAGCGCAAGUCAAGAGUGAAGUAGCUCAAAUCAAAGCUCUUAGGGUUGCCCCCGAAGGGGACCGCUUCGUAUACAUAAUGGAGCCUUUCGUCAAGGAGGUCACCCCGAAGAUAGACAAACUGAAGCUAAUGGGAGACUCGGUCGACCAGCAAAUCAAGUCCUUGCUCUUGUAUUAUGGAGAAAGUCCCGAUUCUCCUGACGCCCCUAAGGCUGAAGAUUUCUUUGGAAUGAUUGCAACAUUCUACUCCUCCCUUCAGAAAUGUGCUACUGAUUUGAUAUCUUCCAACGCUACGAUAUUACCGCCUCCACCUCCACCAGAAAUCCACGAGCCGGCACAAGCGGCGCCUGAGAAGACUAUCAAAGAGAACGUAGCCCCUUCUAGUUACCUGCAACCCACCGCUAGGCCCAAUCAGCGUUCCAUUGGCAGAGGUGAUUUCGAUAAUGCUCUCAGCACCAUGAGAACAGGGAGACGGAGGGAACGUCCGAAUCGCGACCGCGAUCGUCCGCUCAGCAAGAUAUUCCUUGAUGGUGGUCGCCCAUGA